Molecule: messenger RNA, 513 nt
Organism: Orbilia oligospora ATCC 24927
Lineage: Eukaryota; Fungi; Ascomycota; Orbiliomycetes; Orbiliales; Orbiliaceae
Exons: 2
Coding region: 1-513 (170 amino acids)
Source: RefSeq, a predicted model, not a curated record
AUGCAUCGAUUCCCAUGGUAUGCACAGAAUUGGGCGGAUUUCUUGGGAGUUCUAGUUGCGGCGUUAGCGUGUACGCAGUGGCUGCCGCAGGUGUUUACUACUUGGCAUUUGGGACAUUUGGGUAGUUUAAGUGUAGCUAUGUUGGCACUAUCGACACCGUCAACAUGGAUAUUCGGCUUCUCCCUCAUUUCUCGCGUAGGAUUCGCCGGAUGGUCUGCAUGGAUAGUUUACGUCCUAGUAGGAACCAUGCAACUAAUCCUAAUUGGAACUGCCAUCUUCUUCGCUAUCAGAGACUACCAGCACGGCGAACCGGGUAAGAAUACAAUUGAAACGGGUAUUCAAGGAAACGCUUGGUUAGAUGGUUAUAGCAUCUCUUCUGAAGACGGUGGAGACUAUGAAGUCGAUGCAGAGAGCAUGAUAGCACCUGAUGAAAGGAUGAGUUUGUUAGAUGGACACGAUAAGAAAGGGAAGGGAACAUUAGCGGCGUUUUAUGGGCAUGAUCGAGGGCUAUAG